Molecule: messenger RNA, 1413 nt
Organism: Anopheles funestus (African malaria mosquito)
Lineage: Eukaryota; Metazoa; Arthropoda; Insecta; Diptera; Culicidae
Product: SUMO-conjugating enzyme UBC9-B-like
Exons: 1
Coding region: 444-923 (159 amino acids)
Biological process (GO): protein sumoylation
Cellular component (GO): nucleus
Molecular function (GO): SUMO conjugating enzyme activity
Source: RefSeq, a predicted model, not a curated record
UCGUUUGUGUCCCUUGCUUUUUUGUCCACGAUGUAUCAACGUGGAAUUACAUGUCCUGAGAUAGGUUUAUCGUUGUACUGCUGUAAGGAACAGUGUUCGAAAAGUGAUAGGCUGUCGUUAUUGUAAUAUACGUAGAUAAAGUUCUUUAAAAAAAAUACUAUCCAGGUAUUAUAUUUGUUAACCACUUUCGUGGAUAUAUUCGUUUGCUGCAAUGAUGGCAGAUUGUUCUAGUAUGAUUUUCUGCACGUACUGAAACAUUUGCUGCACUGGCACAUUUUGACCUAGUGAAAACUUGGUGAAAUAUUUCAAAGCUAAUUGCAAAUGUAAAUAAGAGCUAAGAAGAAAAAGGAACGCUUAUAGACCGACGUCAUUUCCAACAAGGUGGCGCGUGCGAAGGCAUUGCGUGCUGUAAGGAUUGUCGUAAGCAGUGAACUACAUUCAACAUGGCCUGUUCCGCAAUAUCGAGACUCUGUGAGGAACGUAAGGCAUGGCGUAAAAACCCGAUUUAUGGAUUUAUGGCUCGUCCAGUUAAGAACGAAGAUGGAUCACUGAACCUGAUGAAAUGGGAGUGUGCUAUUCCCGGAGUAAUGGGAACAGCCUGGGAAGGUGGACUGUACAAAUUGGAGAUGAUUUUUAAAGAUGACUACCCGACCAGCCCGCCGAAGUGCAAGUUCGAUCCACCUUUGUUCCACCCGAACGUUUACCCAUCCGGCUUGGUAUGUUUGUCACUGUUGGACCCGGAGAAAGAUUGGCAUCCCGAAUUAUCAAUCAAGUGCAUUUUGCUAGGAAUCCAGCAUCUGCUCAACGAACCCAACAUUCAAGAUCCAGCUCAGGAAGAGGCGUACAGAAUAUACAGUGAAAACCGAGAGGAGUAUGAGUUACAUGUGCGUGCUCAGGCCAGAACUAUGUCAUCUAUUGAAUAAAUCGGGCGUAGAAAAAUGGAUUUUGUCGGAAUAUAACCUUGUUUUUAUUUUAAUGCUAUCUGUAAGUGUAACAUUUAAGGGAAACAAAGUAAUAUACAUUCGAAGUGAUUGGUUUCCAGUCCACUCGUUUACUUCUUUGACCUUAUGUAGCGUCUACCAUGUUGGUAAAUUCCUGUUAGUAUCGGAACCGGAUGUUAGUCUUUGCUAAGAGGGCAUAGGAUGUAUUCGGAAUUGAUAGUUUUAGUAAGAUUAAUUGGAAAAGGUUUCUAAAUGGCUUUUCAAAUAAAAGAUAAACAUUGAUGAUUAUAUUCAAAAACGUUUGUUUUAUUUUUGCCAAAUCAAACAGUAUUGCUUAUUACAAAUCGGAACUCUAUUUGCAAAGCGGGUUUUACUAUUGCAACAUUGAUGAAUGGAACAGGUGUUAAAAGCUUUGCUAAUGCUAAUUAGAAUUGCUGCCAGGCUGAGGAAUUAAACCAAAAGCCAUUAAUGU